This is a messenger RNA of Nannospalax galili (Upper Galilee mountains blind mole rat), 1752 nucleotides long. It is a transcript of the gene Odr4, whose product is annotated as odr-4 GPCR localization factor homolog. The coding region runs from base 200 to 1555 and encodes 451 amino acids. Lineage: Eukaryota; Metazoa; Chordata; Mammalia; Rodentia; Spalacidae. Gene Ontology annotation, biological process: intracellular protein localization. Gene Ontology annotation, cellular component: endomembrane system. The transcript has 14 exons. The record is from RefSeq and is a predicted model, not a curated record.
UUGGAGUGGGAAGUGAAGGGUUAAGACUCAGGUCGCUUUCUGGUGAGUUCUUUGGAAGCGAGAAUUGAGUGGCAUCUGACGCCUCGAAACUGCUACUUGUACCCCACCAUCACCCUCGCUCCCGUUCUUUUGAAGAUUCGAGAGAUUUGCCACGUGUGCAGGUGAGUCGGCCUACAGGUGACUGAAUUGGCUCUCAAUAAUGGGAAGAACCUACAUUGUAGAAGAGACUGUUGGCCAGUAUCUUUCAAACAUCAAUCUGCAGGGAAGAGUUUUUGUCUCUGGCCUUUUGAUAGGACAGUGUUCUUCACAAAAGGAUUACGUGAUUCUUGCCACUAGAACACCACUCAAAGAAGAACAAAAUGAGAAUCCCAAAGCUAAAUUAGAGAGUUUGGAUGAAGAAUGGGCCACAGAGCAUGCCAGUCAGGUGUCUAGAAUGCUACCUGGAGGUCUUUUAGUUCUUGGAAUAUUUAUUAUUACAACUUUAGAACUAGCAAAUGAUUUUCAACAUGCCCUGCGCAGAUUAAUAUUUUCCAUGGAAAAGUCUAUGAAUAGAAAACGACUCUGGAAUUUCACAGAGGAAGAGGUCUCAGAACGAGUGAUACUUCAUGUUUGCUCUUCUACGAAAAAAGUAUCUUGUCGAACUUAUGAUGUCCGUGACCCAAAGAGUUCAGCGAGACCGGCAGAUUGGAAGUAUCAGAAUUGGGUGUCCACCUCCUGGCUCUCUCUAGAGUGCACUGUUCACAUUAACAUUCACAUCCCACUUUCUACUACUUCUGUCAGUUACACUCUGGAGAAGAACACAAAGAAUGGACUUACACGCUGGGCCAAGCAAAUAGAAAAUGGUGUUUAUCUGAUCAAUCGACAAGUUAAAGAUGAAGAUUCUGACCUACUAGAAGGACAGAAAAAAUCUUCUAGAGGAAGUACUCAAGGAACUGGUCAUUCUUUUGAUAUCCAAGUGUUAACACAAUUGCUCCUGAAUUCAGACCACAGAUCCACAGCCACAGUCCAGAUCUGCAGUGGUUCUGUGAACCUUAAGGGUGAUGUGAAAUGCAGAGCUUAUAUUCACAGCAACAGACCAAAGGUUAAAGAUGCUGUGCAGGCAAUAAAGAGAGAUAUUCUGAACACAGUUGCUGAUCGUUGUGAAAUACUGUUUGAGGAUCUGCUUUUGAAUGAAACUCCAGAAAAAAAAGAUUGUGAAAAAGAGUUCCAUAUCCUCCCACACCGAGUUUUUGUUCCUAUUUCUGGAUCCCCUGUAAUGUUGUGUGAUUAUAAAUUUGGUGAUGAAGCAGCUGAAGAAAUCAGAGACCAUUUUUUGGAGAUGUUAGAUCAUAUGAUUCAAACAGAAGAUUUGGAAAUUGCAGAGGAAAUAAAUACAGCUUGUAUGACUUCCUUUAUGGAUAGUGAAGCUUCAUUGACCAACGCAGAUGAUGAACAGCCAGAGCAACCAAAUAAAACAAAUUUAGUAUUGAAAAUUCAACAAAACAUAGGUGUGAUUGCAGCGUUCGCAGUUGCAGUCCUUGCUGCGGGUAUCUCCUUUCAUUACUUCAGUGAUUAGGGUGACACAAAAAGAGCUUCCUGAUCACCCAGAAAACACCGAUCAACAACUCUGUCCAAUAAAGAUGUAACUAAUCUGCCUGCAUUUAAGAUAGCAACUAGGUCUGCUGUGAUUUUUUUGUUGUUGUUGUUAGAUGUGUAUCUGACUAACAUGAAAUCACCAGCUGCCUUGUUUGGCCCUGCCUAUAUUAUAGGUGG